CUCUUCAACAUUUUCUAUUUGUCUUCCUUUUUUCCUGUGAUAGUGGAUAAAUGGCAGGCAAAAAGCGAGAGAUCCAGUUACAGGCAGUCGUUAAUAGUCAAAGCCUGUGGGAUGAGAUGUUGCAGAACAAAGGCCUGACAGUGAUCGACGUUUACCAAGCCUGGUGUGGACCUUGCAAAGCAAUGCAAACGUUAUUCAGAAAAUUGAAAAAUGAGCUGAACGAAGAUGAACUUCUGCAUUUUGUUGUAGCAGAAGCUGACAACAUUGUGACUUUGCAGCCAUUUAGAGAUCAAUGUGAACCUAUUUUUCUCUUUAGUGUUAAUGGCAAAAUUAUUGCAAAGAUAAAUGGUGCAAAUGCACCACUUGUUAAUCAAAAAAUUAUUAACUUGGUCAAUGAGGAGAAGAAAAUUGCAGCAGGUGAACUGGUUCGCCCUCAGAUCAUCAAGGCAGGCUUUGUGAUAGAAAUCGAAGAUAAGAGAGUGUUCACUGAGCAACAAGUAAGGGACUUCUAUCAUCGGAUAGCACACCAGCCUGACUUUGAAGAUUUUGUCCUUUUUAUGACCAGUGGCCUAAGCCAUAUUCUAGUUAUAUCUCAAGGAAAUGAAGAGCAGCCUGCCCUGGGGGAAACUGAAUCUGAUCCUGAGACAGAAGCUAAAGAAAUAUAUGAGGAUCACCUUGCUAUGGUCACGACUCCAAUGAUGAGGAAGAAGCGGGACAGCUUAGAAGAAUAUCUGGAAAGACAACAUAUAUCUCAGUUUUGUGAUGUUGAAGAAAAUAUAACUGAUGUUAACCGCUUUAUUGAUAUGUUCUUCCCUGAUUUUAAAAAUAUGAAAAACCUCAAAUUAGAAAAGAUCCUGGCAUUACUUCGACCAGCUCUCUUUCAAGAAAAGAAAGAGGAUGUUUUGAAGAUUAUUGAAGAUGAAGGCUUUAAAAUACUGAUGCAAAGGCAAAUUGUAUUAUCAGAAGAGGAAGCACAAACACUGUGCAAGGAAUAUGAAAAUGAAGAUUAUUUUGGAAACCUUAUAGAAAAAAUGACCAGUGGUCCAUCUCUAGCCCUUGUUUUAGUAAGAGACCAUGGCUUACAACACUGGAAAGAGUUAAUUGGACCAGGUAGUGUUGAAAAAGCCAAAGAAUAUCUUCCAGAGAGUUUAUGUGUACGAUUUGCAAUGGAAGAAUUGCCCAUCAACCAGUUGUAUGGAAGUGAUUCAUUAGAAGCAGCCGAGAGGGAAAUACGGUAUUUCUUUCCUCCUCAAAGCACUUUAGCACUGCUUAAACCUCAUGUAACACAGGAACAAAGAGAGGAGAUCUUGAAACUUAUUAGAGAGGCUGGAUUUGAAAUAACACAGAUGAAGGAAAUGCUCCUAAAUGAAGAAGAAGCAGGAAAAAUUUAUUCAAAAAUAAAAGGAAAAGACUUUUAUCAAGAUGUAUUGGAAAUGUUAUCUGAGGGUCCAUCUUUGGUCAUGGUUCUGACCAAGUGGAAUGCUGUUUCAGACUGGAGACAAUUGAUUGGUCCUGUAGAACCAGAUGAGGCAAAACUACUGUCCCCAGACUCUAUCCGAGCCAAGUUUGGAAGAAGUGUUUUGAAAAAUGCUGUCCACGGAUCAUCUAAUACCUAUGAAGCAAUGGAGAGCAUUACUAGAAUUUUUGAAGAAUUUGGUCCUGAGAAUCCCGAGGGAAACUAAAAACUUUGAGAAGAUAAUGUGUUGUAAGUUCACACUGGCAUAUAACCAUGUGGCACAGCUUCCUGGGAGGAAUAAAAAGGAAUAUAUUCUUUGGAGGAAAACUCGGUGUUACCUCAAGUUAAAAACUCACCUCCAAGUGAAAAACAUGUGGUUAUGCAUAAUAACAAUAAAAAAUGUGACCUUCAAACAAA
Molecule: messenger RNA, 1873 nt
Organism: Callorhinus ursinus (northern fur seal)
Lineage: Eukaryota; Metazoa; Chordata; Mammalia; Carnivora; Otariidae
Source: RefSeq, a predicted model, not a curated record